This is a messenger RNA of Trametes versicolor FP-101664 SS1, 4062 nucleotides long. Its product is annotated as P-loop containing nucleoside triphosphate hydrolase protein. NCBI's taxonomy places the organism in Eukaryota, Fungi, Basidiomycota, Agaricomycetes, Polyporales, Polyporaceae. Gene Ontology annotation, molecular function: ATP binding; ATP hydrolysis activity. The transcript is spliced from 19 exons. The coding region runs from base 244 to 2247 and encodes 667 amino acids. The record is from RefSeq and is a predicted model, not a curated record.
CUCGAAGAUGAGGACCUCCCAGACGUAGCGACCUUACUCAAGUCAUUCGCAGCUGAAGCCUCGUCUGUGAACCCCGUACCAUCCACUUCGAGAAUCAUCAGUACGAAGACAUUCGGCGGUACACCAGUGUACUUCACGCGUAAACCGCCCAAACGGGACCCUAAAGGCACCCUGGCGCGUGCGGGCAUACUACCGGAGAAGAACAGGCCAUUCGGCAAUCUACUUGACGUCCCAAUUCAUAGGAUGCUUGACGACUUGUCUGCAUCAGUCGCGACAAAGCUGAUCGUUGAGGACAUGCAGCAAGCGUCUAAACCUGCUCAGCCCGCCACUGCAAGUAGCUCGGCAUUAUGGGUCGACCGCUAUAAACCAAACCGCUUUACGGAGCUACUUGGUGACGACCGUGUGCAUCGCGAAGUACUGUCCUGGGUGAAGGAGUGGGAUAGCUGUGUCUUCGGGACAGGCAAGGCCCGCGGUAAGAAGCGCGCGAGAGGAGACGAGGACGGGGAGAACUUGGACGAAUGGCGCAGACCAAAGGAGAAGUUGUUACUGCUUUCUGGCCCACCGGGACUUGGGAAGACCACCCUGGCGCAUAUAGUCGCAGCACAUGCGGGCUACGAAGCCUUCGAGGUCAACGCCAGUGACGCGCGGUCUGCGGAAGUAGUUGACCUGCGUAUCCGUCCUGCUUUGGAGAGCGGCUCCAAAGUGGGAAGCUCGAAGCCGGUUCUCGUAGUCAUCGACGAGAUUGACGGAGCCACCGGAGGGUCUGAAAACGCCGGAGGGUUCAUUCAUAAACUGAUCCAACUCACCUACGACCGACCCAAGAAGAAAGGCAAGCAAGGCGAGAAAGCCCAGAGCCGCCCGCUCCGCCGGCCGAUCAUCUGCAUAUGCAACGACCUGUAUGCAGCGUCCCUCGCGAAACUGCGUCAACACGCGCGCAUUGUCCGAUUUUCCCGGCCCAAUGACUUGCACAUCAUCCGCCGGCUACGCGAGAUCUGUGAGGGCGAAAACAUGAAGGCGGAUGCUCGCGCGUUGGCGACGUUGGUAGGAGUCGCACAGGGCGACUUCCGAGGUUGCUUGAACACAUUACAGAUGCUGAAGUCCCGUAACACGGAAGUGACAGAGACGAUGGUACGGAGUGCCACCGAAGGCAUGAAGGAGGCGGAGGCAUCGCAAAUGGUCGUGCUGAAUGAUCUCUUCUCGCCUCUCUCCCGAAAACGAGCAAAGGAGCUGGGCAUACGGGAGGACGAGCCCCGCUUCGUCUCUCGGCUCAGUCGGGAAAUCGACGGGUGCGGGUCCAUAGACAAGGUCGCGAUCGGGUGUUUCGAGCAUUACGCUCUCUUGCACAGGCACGACGGGACAUUCUCGCGAUACGUGAAGGGCAUGGAGUGGAUAUGCCAUUACGACCAGAUGUCGGGCACAAUGCGCACCGAUCGCGAGUACUCCAUCAUGCCGUACCUGUCAUAUUCCCUUGUCGCAUUCUACCCCCUCUUUCAGGAGCGCGGCGCACAGAAGGCCGAACGCCCGAAGGCGGAUUGGGAGCAUUAUACCCAGACGAAAACUAAUCAGGAAAUAUAUGGGGCAUUAGCGCAUUGUCUGCGUACGGCCGCGUCGAGGUGUGGGGGCGGCUACCGACAUUUCUCGAACGAGCCGCUUCUGCAACUUGAGCUAGCCCCAUAUCUCAACAGGAUCAUAUCUCCGCCUCUACGUCCGGUGAACAGCCAAGUCAUCCGACCAGCCGAGAAGGCGCUGCUCGCACGACUCGUGGACAUCAUGGCGACGCUCGAGCUGCGGUUCGUCCAGGAGAAGAACGAGGACGGCCAACUCGUCUAUCGCCUCGAUCCGCCCGUCGACGUGUUCGUCACGUACGACGGCAAGCGCGCUGCGGACCUCGCGGUCUCGCGCUAUGCGGUGCGGCAUCUCGUCGCGGCUGAGAUUGACGCCCAGGUCAUUGCACGUCAUGCGGAGGGCCUGGAGAGCACGAAGGGCAAGACAGACCCGUUCUUCGCAGGGAAAAAGAAGGCCGCUGCAGACGAGGGACAGCCGGCGGCAAAGCGGGCACGCCAAGACGACAAGCUUGUGGAGAAGGCCGCCGUGGACUUCUUUGGGCGGACUAUCAUACCCAAGGAGACGCAUCAGUCGCUCGCUAAAGCCGCACGCAAGGCGAAAGUUUACCGCGUGUCUUACAAGUUCAACGAGGGGAACUCGGCGGCCGUCCGCAAGCCGGUCAAGGUUUCUGCCUUUCUAUAGGCUUAAGCGUAUAUUCAUAACUUGUUGUAUUUGCUAUUCAAGCCUUGGUGCAUUCUAGUUGAGUGUUUAAACGCUAUGUAUAUAUCUAUAGUACGGGGAUUGCAUGUUUCAUGGACUACAAGACAGCAUGUACAAAUGUUAGAGAGCGGUGAUGCAUGGAUGUCAGAGCGAUAAUGAUAGUGUCUGUUGGGUGCAAUACUGAGGAGUCCGAAACCAUACCAUCCGUCUACGCCAACUCCAUCUCCUUUUGUGCGUCUGCGAAGAACUCCCGAAGCGUCUGUCCGAGGAUGGCGAGGCCCUGCUCCAUCGCCUCCUCCGUGCCCGCAAACGUCGCGCGGAGGUAGUUCAGCCGGUCUUCUACCGGAUCCUCAACAUCGGCAUCCUUCGCGUCCACCGGCAGCGCGAAGAUAGACGCAGGCAUGAUAACGAGCCCGGCGUCGAGGCAGCGCUCGAAGAGCUCCUCCAUCAGCGCCGCACAGUUCGUGCGCGGGCCCGCGCGGUCGCCCCCGGGCACACGGCGGAGGUCCGCGCGGAGGCGCGGGUGCCGCUCGAGCGCGACGCGGAUCCAGACGAACAUGCCCGCUUCCGGGACGGCCGCGCGCGCGAGGCCGCUAGGCGCGACCUCGCGGUCGAACAGCGUGAGGAAGAGCGCGCGCCGGCGGUGGUACUCCGCCCGCAGGCUGCGCACCCAGCGGUCGAACCCUUCGAUUUGCCAGCCGUUGGGGCCGGAGAGCAGCUCGGUGAUGAGCAUCUGCCCGAAGCCGUGCGGGUGGUGUGUGGACGCGUCGGUGUAGGAGACGAGGUGGUUGUGGAAGGCCGCGCUGGAGGUGAUCCAGCCGAGGCGCAUGCCGGGGGCCAUGAUUUUGCUGAAGGAAUCUACACGCAUCACGCGCCCGUCGGUGUCCAUAGAGAGCAGCGAGGGCACGAAAGGUGUCGAAAACUCUGUCGUAGGUGCGGACAGGGCGUCGUAUUGCAAGAAGUAGUACGGGUCGUCCUCAAUAAUCAUGAGGUCGAAGCGCUGCGAAAUCUCAUAGAUCUGCUUGCGACGCUUGACGCUCAACGUAGAGCCAGUAGGGUUCUGCCCGCACGGCACGAUGUACAGGACGUGCGGCCUCCGCCCACGCGCGGCGUCCCAGGUCGCGAGAACGUUCUCAAGGUCUUCCGGGAUCAUGCCGCCGUCAUCCAUCUUCACGCCGGCCCACUUGAUGCCUUGCGCGAGCGGCACGUUCGUGAUCGAGCUGAACGAAAACUCAUCCGCGAGGAAGUAGUCGCCCGGCUCGCCGAGCAACCUGAAGCACUUUGCGAUACCGUCCGAGUUGCCGAGCGCGAGCGUGCACAUGUGGUCGGGCGGGUUGUGGUAGAACUUGGUGAGUUCUGUGACGACGCGCUGGCAAUCGGGCAAGCCGGCACCAUGGCUGUACUGCAGACCGGUCUGUAGGGGCAGGGCGCAGGGUUCGUAUGUCGAGGACACCAACUUCGUCGAAGACGCGCUGGGACCGGCUUUCCUCCAAGCCGCGACCGGGUCGGCCUCUUCGAUAGACGCCAUUUCAUACUCGAUUUUCCGCAUGGGGUACAGCGAGAAGUGCGGGUCGCCAUUUGCGAGAGAAACCAUGUUGGGCUUGCGCCUGGUGAGCUUCCAGAUCUCCUUCAUAGGGUUAGGCUUGCGCAUGCGAGCCUCCGAGGAGAGGUGGUGGGUGAGGUCGACCUGAGAGACAUCGCGUGAAGGACCGAAGGUCAUUUUGGAUAUGGGAAGCAGAGGGGGAUGCGUCUAGAGAGAGGAGAGGUCGGGUCUAUAUAGUCUAUGGAUGGUGCGGA